AUGCACAUGUCAGAACCGAUGAGGAACCGCGACGGGUUCCUGAAGGCUGAUGUGCUCGCCGAACGGACCCUGGACAGCCUGCUGGCCGAACACCCCGGCGAACUGGUCCGGACCGGUUGCCCGCACGUGGUGUGCACCGUGCUGCCCACCCACUGGCGGUCCAACAAGACGCUGCCGGUAGCGUUCAAGGUGGUCGCGCUGGGUGAGGUGCCGGACGGCACGCCGGUCACCAUACGCGCCGGCAACGACGAGAACUUUUGCGCCGAGCUCCGAAACUGCACAGCCCUGAUGAAGAACCAGGUGGCCAAGUUCAACGACUUGCGGUUCGUCGGACGUUCCGGCCGCGGUGAGUUUCGUUCUAUUGUUCCGGUAAUCUGGUUUAACGAUAUUAUCGUCGAUCGUAUUUAAUGCCGUCCAUACGAAUCCGACAAAAACAUCCGAUAAUUCGUUCGAAUACUUUUUAAAUUUAUAUUAAAAAAAAAAUAAUAAUAAUAAUAACGAUAAUAGUAAUAAAUAAACAUUUCUAAAACUUGCGGUUUGAGGUUAGAUUAUUCGGUUAAGAGUCGGUAUCGCGGUAAAGUCUCUCGUUCAAAUUUGACGUGCAUCCGUGCGGUCGUUGUAUUAUAUUACGCACCGCGACUCGCGGUUUUAGCAUAUUUAACUAGCUGGUUUAAGUGAAAGCACCUGUAGAAUAUUAUUUCAAACGUAAUAAUAUUAUUGCGUAUAAAACGAUAAUUGAACACUAACCGCAGUGGCGAGCUCGGAAAUUUUCAAUUGAAGGGAAUGCAGUAAUAUUAACAGUCACGUUACAUUAUAAUAGGCCGUCGAGUUUUCUUGCCACGCUCAAUACCGAAGAGUCCGACCAAUUUUCAGUCGAUAAAUCAUUAACUUGUCCUCGUAACUCGGCCGAAAUAUGAAGAUUAAAUGACUAAACCGAUACGAGGAUAUAACUCCCCUCUUGCCUGAGCACGCCGUUGGUUAAUCGAAAGUGAUUAUUCAUUGUGUUUUUAAUGUUUUGUCGCUACUCGACGGGUGUGUAGGGGCGGCGUUAUGUUUAGGCCAUUCUAGUGCACGCGUGCAUCCGUGUGCUACGCAAUCGGUCAUCUUAAUAUUACGGAGCCGUACAUUUUCUAAUGAUUUUUUUCCCUCGUAAAAACAGGCGCGUUCCGGCGAAACAGUGUGCUGCGUUGUUUACUAUUAGGUCACAAUAUCGCCAACCCGGGUAACCGAAGAUAACAAAACGUAAUUUUUAAGAGGGUUUUGGCGCCAAUUUUCGUUUUCUCUUUCCGGCCCACGCGUGAAUUUGCGUUCGGCGGAACCAUACUCGUACUUAUGGCACUCGAGUAAUAGAGCGAAUCGACCCGUAAUCAAACUUAAAGUUGAAAACAUCAUCCGAGUUUAUGCGUUGGUUCUUACGGUAUUUCAAUUUUUAAAUUGUACCUGCAUAAUUUGCGCGGAUAUUGAAAUAUCGUGGAAAAGCCCACGUCCGAACUCGGAUAAUGUCCUUGGUUUUGGGUUUGAUAUAAAAUCGACUGGCCGCAAUACCGAAGCAAAUGACACGGGCGAGAUAAGAUCGUUCGAAAAUGCACCGCCGAGAAACGCGACUGUUGACGCAAAACGAUCGGGUCGGAUUCGCGCCCGGACGGCGUAAUUAUUCGCUUACGAUUCCGCGACGCAGUAGCGGCUCGAAGUAGUUUUACCUUGAAUAACCGAUUUGAUUUCUACCCACCAACCCACCCAUCCAACUGAACCCAAAAUACCUCCAGCCCACCAAAAAUGUAUUGAAAUUUAACAAAUUCCAAUCGAAUUUGUGAAAUGUAUAAAAUGUCCGCGGUCUAUAAUUCUUUUGAUGCGUUUUAUUUUCUAAAAACUUGAAAUUUUCUUUUACACGUUUCUGAACACCCACGCACCCACAGCCAACCCACUCGUUUUGUCCUGAGUCGCGUGAUUGAUGAAAUGUACCACAUUGGAGGCGCCACUGCCGCGACGUAAUAAAUAUCACGGGUUACGGAUAAUAUGUCGCGCAUUAACGCGGUGCCGCGCGAAAUAAUAAUAUCGCAAAAUCAAACGGCAAUAAAUACUGCGACGUCGCGGGACGACUUAAACGUUUCGGAGUUUUAUUAAUAACGGACGGCGAGGACAUACGCGCUGCACGCGGGUAUCACGCGAGAGGAAACGCGGCGGAACGGAGGCGCGCGCGUUUUCUCUCCCCCAAGUCUCCGCGGGAUUUCUUCUUUUCCCUCCCCCCCCCCUCCCUCGCCGGUCGCCCAAAGAAACCGUAUUCCCUUUACAAGGCAAUGAUGACAAAUUGGCCUGCCGACGCGGAGUAAAUUGUAACGGCGGCGGCGACUGUACACACCCCACCCGUGCGCGUGCAGUCUCUCGCUCCCUUCUGUUUUCGGGGCAUUCGACAUUAUCCCUUUUUUUUUUUUCUUUUUUUUUAACCUAACCUACCUAUAUACACAUUUAAACGUAUAUUUUAAAAAGCUGCGACGAACAUCCCUCGCGAAAUCCUCGCGCGUUUACCGGAGGGAAAAUAAAAAAAGAGCUCAACGGCGACUGCAGUAUAUAAUAUAAUAUACAUGUAUAAUAACGCGCAGUGCGACGACGACGGUUAGUGUCAAAAACACGCGUUUUAAAUCCGCACCCCCGGUUUAUUGUCCGAAAAUGGGUUUAUAUUGCUUGUACAAUGACCCCUAUCCUCCCCGUCCCCCUUUCACAGAUCGGAUUCGCGGCAAUAAGACGUCGUUGCGGUAUACUGAAACAGUAAUAAUACGGGAUCCGAUAAAAAAAUAAUAAUAAAAAAACCGAUGGUAUUACCGUCCGCCGAAACGACCGUAUACGUGCACUGUGGCCUAAAAUCAAACCACGAAUUCGGAAAACCUAACCUAACCUAAUCUAACUGUAUCGGGUUUUUCCCGCCGCGUCCCGUCCACGCCAAAUUAAAUGCCCGCCGUAAUCACUCCUUCACUCGCCCCCUCUAACGGAAUGGCGCGUCUGCUUUCUCGUCUAUGAUUUUGGUACAGCAAUUAUUCACAAAUGUUAGUAGUUAGGAUUUUAAUACAUUUUUUUCCUCGAAUGUCCGCUACUAUGUCUCACAGGUGGCAACCUAACCUAACCUAACACAGUUUUUAUUUUCAAACAAGUCGAUCACUAAAGAGUAAAGAUUGAGUUCUAGAAAAAAAUCAUAACCUCUAUCUAAGAUAUAGCUCUAUAGGAUACACUUUUGACCGGGAAUAGGUUCAGGGUUAUAACUGUCCAUUGAAUUUAUUGAAAACCAUUUUGACGUGAUUGAUUAACACAGACAUAUACAUUUGUCAUUAGAUAAUAAAAAACGUCAAUGUUUGGUAGGUGUGUGUGUGUGAAUCACAGCGGAGUAUAUCACACUCAAAAGUCUGGAAAUAUACAUACAGAAACAAGAUUUUAGAUAUUAUAAUACGAACAUUGAAAACGAAGAAACACAUUAAAUUGAAUUUCCUUUUAUUGAUGUCGGUUUUUGCAGGGAUUGUUUUUAAAAAUUAGGGAAUUGAAUUGUCAAGGGCAACGACGAAUGGAUCGGUAACUGUAUUAUACAAAUUUAAAUUUCAUCAAUACUAAAUAGAUUUAAUGUAUGUAGAAUCGUUCGAAAAACUAUCCAGAAAUUCGUGACGUGGAUAGUAAAUGCAUGUGUAUUAAGUACACGCGAGUGCACGGUUUUCAUUAGCGCGUAUACGGACUACGUUUUCGCGUAUUUAUUAAUUGGCCUUUUCAAUCGGGUUUUCUAUAGAAACGAGACGUUUAUUGAAACUGAGGCGUUAUAAUAACGAACGUGUCGGUAAUAAUGUGUUUAAGCGUAUAUUAUUAUACAAUGUACCGGCAUUAAUCGCCGCUAUUGCUUUUAAAACUUAACCCUUUGCGUUUUAAUCAACUUCGGAGUGUCAGUAUAGACGACUACAAUGUAACGAGACCGAAGUCGUGGUCGCUGCGGCGGUGGCGGUCGCGGUAGCUGCGGUGUUAUGCCCGCCCAAUUGAUCCUCGUCGGUUAAUUUUCCGCGUCUGCAAAAGUUAAAAUUGCGGUUUAUAUUGUUCGCGCCCCGAAACUUAUAUUACUUUACGUUUUACGCCGAAAACUUAAUAAUAUUAUUAUUCGAAAACGGUGUUUUCGGUACGCGUCUCGGCUCGUUUAUUUGUCGCGGUUCACUCGUAAAUUAAUACGCCGCAAGUACGUGAUGCCGUGAACAUUACGGUUUCGACAGAAUACAACGAAUUUGUUUCGUGUUUCCGUCGUUUCUCUAAUAAGACGCGUAGUUAAAAAUUUCGUACUUUCGCGCGAGUUCCCGGGAAAUGUCGACGUUUUAUCAAAAUUCGGUUAUUGAGUAUAUUGUUUCAAUCCAAAAACGAUUUAUUCUGCUCUGAUGGUUUAUAAUUUACUAAUACUAGUAUCAUCGAAUUCAGCACAAAAUUUUACAUCUGAAAUAACUUCCGCUUUACAAAAUAUACGCGGGUAUAUAAAUCCCACGUUUCGCCUCGAUAAAGUCUAAUUUAUAUAGAGUUCACUAUGAACUAUACAAAUAAUAAUAAUAAUAAUUUUAGAGGAACGGUGUUGGCCAGAGUAAUAUAUUCUAGCGCCGCUUAAAAAAAAAAAAAACGAUAACCUAUAAUAAACUUCACGUGAAAUGUUCAAGAAUUUCUGAUCGGUCAAAAUAAUUGUAUCCACACAAAACCAAAUAAAAACUAAAAAAAACUAGCAAAUGUCAAAGGUAUCGACAAUUGUACCACGUCUUGAUAAGGUCAAUAUAAAAAGACUAUGACUAACCUAACUUAAGGGGUGUAAAGUUGACAUUAUUUGUGAUCGAAUUAUAAAAUAAAAACACAAUCAAAAAAAUGAAACUGUUAUUUCUUUUAACUUUUCCAUGUUACAGCGUUUUUCAUUUUUUUCAAUUAUUAAGAAAAAUACAAGGAUAAUUUUAAAAAAAAAAUAAAUAAUUUUUAUAUACCAACAAGACAACAUUUUUUUUUUUUCAAAAACACUGCUGUUUUUAGAAAAACGUUUUUGGUAGCAAAGUUGCUCAAAAAUAUAAAAAAAAAAAAAAUAAUAAACUUCAGACAUCACGGUAAAAUAAAUACAUUCUCAUAAAAAAUUCUUAAAUCAGUAAACAGUACAACUAAAAUAUAACCAAAUUAUUAUUAUUUUUGAAUACCAGAUAGGUGUUCAUUGAUGAUAUUAAUAAAAAUGUCUUUUUAAAUUUUAAUAAAAGAUACAUUCCCUCACCCAAUAAAUUCACAUUUAAAAUAUUUUUUAAAGGAUUAUUGAUGCAAUUAGGCACCUCCCUUGUUAAAAACUACAAUUCUCUUAUGACGAAUUUAAAAUGUUUAUACUGCUUUAUAAAAUAUAUAAAAAAAUAUUAUAAAUCUGAAAGUUUGUGAGGGUGUAUAGAUGUUUGUUACUACUUCACACAAAAAACUACUGAACGGAUUUUGAUGAAUUUUGGUUUAGAGAUAUAUAUGACCUCGGAGAAAAAUAUAAGUUACUUUUUAUCGCGAAAAUAAAAUUUGAAGGAGAUGAAAUAGGGGAUUAAUGGGUUUUGUUGAAUUAUGGAUUACUAUAAUAGUAACGUGAAUGAGAUGAAAAAAAAAUGUAAAAUAAAAAAUUAACAAACAUAAAAAUGUCAGAACUAUAACAACUUAAAAUAAAGAUUCUAUUUAAUUGUUUGCGGGUAUAUUAUUGGCUUGAAUUAGGAUAGGCUACCUUGGUAACAUUAAUGAAAAAAAAUUGGGUGGGUAAGUGAAAAGUGGAGACACGUAAAACGUGAUAAAUCUUUAUAUUUUUUGGUACAGUAAAAACACUACAGUACCAUUAUGUCCUCAUAAUUUUAGUGUUGUUUUAGCAGAUGUUAUUUAAUUUAAUCUUAGUGUUGUUUAAGUAUCUAUAGUAACGCAAAUGAACAAAUAUAUGAUACACUAGAACACUUUUAGUCUAGGACUACAUACUCCUACCUUUUUUCAGUUCAAUAUAUUGAUAUGGACAAAGCCAUACGGAAAUAAAGGUAAAAAUAACAAAAAAUUAGCAUUAGCAAUGCCGAAAAAAUUAUUUAAUUAGUCCAUUAGAUUAAUCCUAUUUAGAUUCUGAGUGGAACGAGGAAUGUGUUGGUUGAUGUUUAUUCUUUUUUUUGUGUGAAUAGUUUUUCUACCAGAAAGCAUCCGAUUAUCAAGUAUAGCAGCUUCUCUUAAAAGAAAUUUUCUCUUGGCGGUACUUUAGAAAGGUAAUUUUUUGAAAUUCUCAUUAAAAUUCGAGAUAAUGAGGAAAACCUCGGUCUUUAGGUUAAAAAAAAUUGGAAGAUUAAUAAUAAGGUUGCCAUUUUUAUUUAUUUUUUGUUAUCAUUAAGUUUUAAUUAUUUUAAUAUUUUUUUAAACAAUCGUUGUUGUCAUAAAAACGCACAUUGUUUUAAUCAUUUUACCAUAUUAUGGCAUAAUACUAAAUAUUGUAUUAUUGACAAAGCAACAUUAUGCAACUGAACUCGACUCAGAAUCGUUUUUUCGUUAGCUAUGGUUUAUCAUUGCUUACAGAUAUACAUUAUGGAUAGGCCCACGUGCGGGGUAUGUCCGUCCUAUUUUUUUUCCUCUGCCUAAUACUCAAUAGGAAAAACCAUAAUUUUGAAAAAAUGGAAACAUUUACCGAAUAACGAUUUCUUUUAAAAGUAUAUUUUAUUUUUUUUUUAUAAUUCGGUGAAAAAGAAUUCCUAGUUAUAUAAAAUUUCCUCUUAAUACUUAUAAAAAUAAGUACUCUUAAAACUUGGUAAAAAAAAUCAAAAAUAUUUUUAAAGUUGUUUAAAUGAUUUUAGUUAUUUUAUUUUAAGCUGUUUUAGCUGUUUGAAAAUACUGAAUAUUUUUAGUUUUGUGUGGAUUGAUACAAUUUUUGAAUUCUCCAGAGUGAUCAGAAAUUUGUUACAAAAUUCGUCAUAGAUUGUACUUGGUGUUAUAAAAAUAGUGAACAUAAAUCCUUAAUGUUUUAUAAUCAUUUAAAGUUUAAAUGUUUGAUGAAAUUUAUUUUAUUCAAUUGCACCUAAUUUAUUUUUCAGUUGCAAAUUAAUAAAAUGUCCAAUUUGAAUAUUUAACGUUUUUAUUUAAUCAUUGUAUAGUGUUAUAGUAUCAACGGUGUGAUUUUCGGGGGUUUCAACUAUUUUCAACUCAAGCCCUUAUCAUUGGUAUACUUAAAUUUCAUUUUUUUUUUUUUUUUGAGAAGUAAUAUAACUAUAUUGUUGUACUUUUACAGUAUUUAGUGAUUUUUUUUUUUUUGUUUUACAAAUAAUAUUUCUAUAAUACAAAAUACGCGGGGUGAAUAUUGACUCUAGUGACGAAGCUCUGUUGCGCACGAUCGUCUUUAUAAUUCUUCAAGUGUUAUACGCAAAUUAAUAGACGCUUAAUUUUCGAGUCCUUUUCACUAUUGCAUAACGUUUAAUUUUAUUUGAUUUUAAUUUAAGUUUUACGAUUCGUUUUAAAUAUUGUUCUAUGCACCGAAAAAUGAAAUAUAACUCAGAUCAAUAUACCGCGGUUAUUCAUUCAUAUACCAAUACACAGUAUGUCCCAUGUACCCAUUGUAAUACUUUCGGAGACAAUAAAGAUAAUCAAAUACUGUUUUUUCACACAUAAAUUACAGAGAUAAGGACUAAAAAUAUUUCAACUUUAAUUGUUUUUUAAUAUUUUGAUACAAAAUAUGAAAAAACGACAAUAAAAAGAUAAUAUCCAUUUUAAAGAGUUUAUUUUUUGAACAUUUUGAUUUUUCAACUUUUUAUUUUCACUAAAUUCGUUAUUUUUAAUAUUUUUUUAGUUUAAAAAGUAUGUAUCUAUAUAAUUUUACAGCAGUUGACUAUAAUAACAUUCACUAAUUAAUUAUUAUUAUUAUUAAAGAAAAUGUAUUACACAAUAUUUUUCGAAAAAUAAACUGUAUAAAAUUGCUAUAUUUAAAUUUUUCAAAAAAAUAAAUCAAAAAGUUAAAUUUUUUAAGUUUUUUUAUCAAAAUAUAAAAAAAUCAUUGAAUUAUAAAUAUUUUUAGUCUUUUUCCCUGUUUUAAUACUUAAAAAAAAAAAAACAGACUUUGAUUAUUUUUAUUAUUUACAGAAAUAUUAAAAUAUUACAGUGAGAAUAUUUUCGUGGGACAUGCUGUAUAUAUAUAUAUAUAAUUAUUUUUCUUUAAUCUCCAACAAUCAAAACUUUAAAGUUUAACGGGCGAUCAUAAAAAAACAAAAAGUACAUAAAUGAGCAAAAAUUUGUUUUUUAUAUUGUACAGGUUAAUUUUGGAAUCUGUAUUUCAUUAUGUUGAUUAAUUUUUAUAUUAAAUCUUCCGAAUGUAGGGUCCGUGCCGAAUAUGUAUAUCAAUUGUAGUAACUAUUAAGUCGUGCAGUGUAAUAAAAUAUUACUCAAAUUUGUAAAAACACCGUGAGUAUAAAAUAUUAUUAUAAUUUAGUGAUCAUACAAUAUUAUUUUUGCCGUUAAUGUUCGUUAGAAAAACAAUAAUUUUUUAAUUUUUUUUGUCCUAUAGGCAAAAGUUUUACGUUGACGAUAAUGUUGAAUUCGUGUCCGCCGCAAGUGGCCACCUACGCAAAAGCUAUAAAAGUCACGGUGGACGGUCCCAGGGAACCCAGGUCGAAAACCAGUGAGUAAAUUCACGCGCGCAAAAAUGACUGAUAAAUUAUUAUCAAAUUAAAUCGGGUAUUAGGCCUAUUAUUUAAUUCGUUUGCAGGAAACCAAGGAUUCCACCCGUUCCAUUUCGGACCCAGACCAUUCCCAUUCGGCACACCGCUGGAUCCCAACAGAAUCGCAGACCUUCCGUUGAAACUAUCAGGUAACUAACAUUAUACUCGUUUAAGUUCAUAAUACACCUAAAUAGAAAAUCAAAAACUGAUACUUUUGAUAGAUAUUCCACAGUCAUAAUAGGUAGUACCUUGGGAAGUUAGGAUUCAUAGACCUAUUUGAUUUAUAUCUGUAAUGAUACAAAUAUACAAUAUAAAUGAAAUAUGAUUCUGAGCGAUAUUCGGUUAAACAUUUUUUGAAAUGCUGUGAUUUUUACUAUUUUCAUCAAGAUUUGAACUCAUAUAAAUUGAAACAUUAUAACCUUAAUUAUUUUCAUCAUAAAGUAAAACGUAUGAUGAACCUCAUGUAAAAAUUGUAAGCAUUUCUGUUUGGCUAAAAUUAUUUAAUACAUGCAAAAAAAAAAUCUCCACUAAAAAUCUAGAAUAUUUGAAAUGUCUAUUAUUAACUCGAAAAUCGCCAGAAUCGUUUGAAAAUUUUACCAUGUUAAAAAGUUCAUGUAAUUAUUUUUAGUCAUCUCUUCUAUUUUUAUUUUUAUUGACUACAUUAAGACAAAAAACAAAUUAGAAAAUAAUGAAAUCAUUACUACAGUACGUUUUCUCCAACUAUUUAAAAAACUAUAGGGAAACAAAAAAGUACACAUUUUAGAAAAACAUUGUGUAUUCACUGCGCUAAGAAUCUAAUAAUUUAUAAUAAUGAAAAGCAGUGACGUAUCGAUAGGGCGGCGUAUAACGGGCAGUAAGCCACGGGCCGUGACUCUGAGGCAGUGAAAUGUAGCUAACCAUAAUUUUAAGUCUUUUAAAUUUUACACGAUUAGAAUCAACUUGUUUUACAUUAUCAACAGAUUUAUAACUAAUAAAUACAAUUUUGGUAAACAAACACAAUGAAUAAAUUUUGAAAAAUAUUUACAAGUGAAAUUUGAGCUGCAAAAUUAACUCUUAAAACAUAAAUAAGUAUUCUCAUUUCAAUACAUCUCGCUCAGUUUUUAAUAGUAAAUCUCACUCUUUAACAAUAAAUCUCUCAGAAGGAUGUACUGUUUUUUUAUUAUUUUUGACAAUUACUGUUAUAUCUACUAUCGUAGAACGGUCUUUUUCUAACUUAACCAAUAUUAAAGAAUACUUAAGAAUAACUAUGAUGCAUAAAUGUUUAAGCGACCCCCAUUGUUUUCAUUCGAACAAGAAACAGAAUGUGAGGUUAACUUCGGAGAUAUAUUUGAUAAAUUUGCUGAAGCAAAAGCAAAAAGAAAAAAGGUUGAUAAAACUAGCCAGAGAUUACUUUAAAUAUAAAUUAAAUGUUUAACAUACCUUCUUAACAAAACAAAAAAAAAAUGUUUAGUAAAAAAUGAUAGUAUACAAGGGGUAGAUCAAGAGAUAAAUUUUGUGAUUUGUGCAUGUCCCUCAUACUCCUUUCCCCCGAAUUUAUAAAACUAAGGACCGGCUGGACUAUGUCGGAUUAGAAGCAUUAGCAGUUCUAGUUACGCCAUUGAUGAAAAGUUAUUUGUUUCGGAAAAAUGGAGUCUUUCUGUUGGCGCACAUAAAAUGUAAAUUUUUCGGAGUCGCUUCAUAUUUUUAAUAUACUUUAACUAACUGUAUUGACCAGGUUCGUCUGUGAACAGUUUUUAACAAAACUGUUAUACCUACUAUGUUUAAUUUAACUAACUGCAUUAACACAUUUCCCGUUCAUUUACAAACUAGUGUCAAGAAUAGUAAUUUUGCUAUAAUCGAUGAGGAUAAGCAAUUAUCAAUCGCUUAUAUUUCUCGCGUACAACAAAAAUUACUAGUAUUCAAAGAUAAAAACGGUUUACGGUAAAACUACUGAAGCGUCUGAUAAUAUCGGAGCUUCUCAAAUGUUAAACAGAAUUUUGAAUUUUCUUUAGCGCUACAAUCGCAAAUAAUGAGAUAUUCGAGGAAGUAUUUGGAAUCACUUUGUAAAAAAAAAAAUCGUUAAAAAAUUUCAAUUGUUCUUUUAGAAAUUCGAUACAUCUAAAUAUAUUGGCGCUUUUUCUCUCACCCUCUGACAAAAAGUUCAAAAACCAGCGAAAUGGACACAUUCAGGGAAGUGAUUAUAGUUGGAAUAUUGGAAUAACUUUGUGGGAAAAAAAUCGUAAGAAUGUUCAAUAAUUGUGUUGACAAAAACGUAAAACAUAAAAAUAUCCUAUUUUUUUUUUUAUGGAGAAUAUAAAAUUAAAAUUAGCCACUGAAAAUAAAUGUAUAAUAAUAAUUUCUGUUUUAUUGAAAAUUUAAAUACUUUUGAAAUCCCAAUGACUGCUUCACUGCUGCAACAUAAAAUAAUAUUCAACGCGGGAUUUCGAACAAUACUCUAAUAAAAUUAAAAACAACUUGCCUCUAAUAAAACAUUCAGCACCGUUAAUAAAUCUAUUUAUCAAAAGAACGUUUAAUAAACACAAAGUUUGGUUACAGUUUAUGUGAAAAUAUUUUAGUGUUAUUACUCCUUAUGUUUCAAGUAUUGCUGUGUAGAGAAAACUUUAUCAAUAUUGCAGUGUUUAUUUUUAUCAGCUUAUAAAUAUUGGAGCGGUAAUAUUUUCCACGUAUAAUGGAGUCAUUUGCUUAAAUAGAAAGUGAAUUUAUUAUGGUAGUAAAAAGAGCGAGUUUCCCAAAAUUAUCAUAGUAGUUUAAAAUAAGGCUUUCGAAAUACAGUGUAAUGAAUCAUUUUACAAUUUACAUCGUAAAAUAUAAAUAAUUAGGUUUAAAUGGUUUAUUGCAAUAAAAAACAAAAACAGUUGUAAAAUUAAGAAUAUAAUAUUAUGUCUGUAGCUGGUAAUAUUUUAUAGUUUUCGCCAUAACAUGUUUGGCACAUAACUACAUCGUUGGUUGCAAAAAAAAUGUUAGCGACUCGUAUCUAUUUUAAGCAUGUUGUAAUAAUUUAUUUCGUUAAUUAAGACUCGGAGCGAACCAAUAGCACUAAUCUAUAUUAUUUCGACACGUUAUGUUAUCGAAAUACAUAGCGCAGGUAUAUUAUUUAUUUUGAAGUCAGCUGAUACCUCUGUACAACAAACUGGAGGAUUGUGGAAAUGGUUUCUACACUAGGAAAUGCAAUCGAAUGGGGUACGUGAAUCUGGCACUACCAAAUAUAUACCGAAUAAUGGAAAUUAAAAAAUUUGUCUAAAAAAAUCCUGAACGUACUUGUUAGACGAAUGUUUUAAUAUUGUUGGAGUUUAUGCAGUGCUAGGUAACAUACCCGGCGGCCAGCACUAUAUAUGAAAAAAAAGUCAACAGUGUUAUGUAUAAUAUAAACCAUAAUCGAUAUUAAUUUUAGACGAAUAUUGGAAUUUGAUCGAAAUAUUUAAAAAUAACGUAUAGUACAAAAUAAAUUUCUACUAGUAUGGUACACUCUGCACUUUAUAAUAUAAUACAAAAAAUGAACGCGAUGACAAAACCAAUCGGUUUUUACUUCUAAUGAGAUUAAAUGCACGUCUAACGAUAUUCAUUUUAUAGUUAUUGUUGGCCAUUGUAGACUCUCAGCUCUAGCCGAAUUGGGAUUGAGUCAGAAGAUUUAACUCGUGGUCUAUUUCAGUUUCGGGCGAAGAAAAAAAGGUUGCAGUAGUUUUUAUCGGUUUAUUUAUAAAUCCGUUGUUAUAUGUUACGAAGUCAAUUGCUAAUGUAUCUGGCGUAUCAAAUUGUAUAUUUAUUUUUCAAUUCGUUGCUAUAGUUACAUUGCAUUUUAUGUACAAGCAUGAAUAUCAAUUUUUAUUAAAAUUUGAUGAUCGUAUACGCAUAUAAUCGACUCGACAAAGAAAUUUGGUAAUAAAUAGAUAUUAUAAUAUGGUAAAUUGACGAAUUUGUUAAAUGUGUAACGAUAGUAAUUUGUCUGUUUCGUUAUUAUCAAGUAUGUAAUCGGCCUAUUGUUAAGCCCGCCGUCGUCGAAAAACCUAAUGCGUUUCGGUUUCCAGUGGGAGGGGGAGUAGAUUUUCUAGAAACGAGUAGGCGAAAUCUAACGGGAAAAUAGACAGCUGUAACAUAGGGUCCGGGGGCUCCGCCAGAUACCGCUGCGAGUAACACAAUAAUCGCGAGACACACAUGAUAGUAGUAAUGUGUGUUGGUCGCGUGAACGUAUAGAUUAUAAUUUUACCUUAAAAUUAUCUCGUAAAACGAUUUGUCCAGGCGAAAUGCGCUAAACGUGGGGCGGACGAUAAAAACGAACUACGUAAUAAAUUUGCUGCGUACUGGAAAUUCGCUUGCGUAAUAUUAUACUGAAAAUGAAGGGAGCGGAAUCUCGUCGGAUAAAAAAAAUCUAAAAAAAAAAAAUCGUAACUAAAAACAAAACAGAAAACGUUUUAUUUUUUCCAUUGGGCUCUUCGUUGCGGCACACGUGCGUCGACACGGUCUCGAACUUUGUCGCAAACGAGUUCGCUCGAUGGGUUUCGCUAACGCGUGUAUACGCAAUACGUUAUAAAUAUUAUGAACGGAUUUCGGUGUACACGCGGGGUCUUUUUCUUAUUUACUUUUUACCGUGUUCUAUAUUAUGCGUUCUGUAUAUAAAAUAUUAUACGAAGAUGUUGACGGGGUGAAAGAAAAAAAAAAUAAUAAGAAUAUUACACGUUAGCGCGUACCGUUUCGCGAAAUAAACGGCCGAACCCCCAACGAAUCUCGUCGGCUGCACACGACUACGGCAAGUGCAAAUAUUGUCACGCGCUCCCGUCGAAAAGAGAACCGAAAACCGUCGUCAUUCUGUCGUAUACGUACACUCGUACACGCAAACAUAUAUAUACAUACAUAUCCGUAAAAUAAUAUACGCAUACGCGGUAGACGUACGUAUAUAAUAUAAUAUGUAAGUCGUAAGUACCUGCGUAUUAUACCGAGGGGGAGAGAGUCUGAACCGAGCACUGCGACCCCUGCUGCAGCCGGCAACCGUUUAGUCGGGCUACAAAUCUAAUUUCCAUCUCUCGCGCGAAGACAAAAUAAUAAUAAUAUACGUGUAUCUGUACGCGGGAUACGUGUCGGCGCGCGUACACGAGCAGGUGAAACACACCGCGCGCGCGCCGAGCGUAAACGCGGUGUAAGUCGAUACUCUCGCGUGCGGCGCACGUGGGUUUUGUUGCCGGGCGGGCGUGCAAAAACCGUUUCGGAAUCGCGCUCGGAUAAUAAUAAUUUAAUACGAUUCACCUACGCCGCCGGUGCCGGCGACGCGAAAUACGAUCGAAUCAGAGUGCGACGAGUGCCGUUCGGAUGACGAGUGAAGAUCGCGCGUCCCUACGUGUCGUGCCACUCGCAGCAUAGCCUUUCCCCUUUGAUAAUUGCGUUGCAUUGUACGCGAUCUCUUUCGAUAAUGAAAUCCCGCUGUAAUAUAAAACAUUCCGGAAAACAAGAAACGCGUUUAAACGCGUGAUGCGCGUACGUGCGUUUAUGACGUACGUUCGCGAAUGCCGUGAUUGCGUAGGUCGGUUUCGAUUUUUAUUUGCACGCUCGUGUUGCCGUUAUCGCUAUCAAAUAUAUUGGCGAACACUUCGUCACGGUAAUGUUUGUUAUUUUUGCUGUUGUCGCCGGUCGUGGGUCGCGGGUAGAUUGUUACGCCAUUAUCAGCGCCGGAAAAAUACGUACAUUCCGUUUUGACUGAACUCGAGUUCAAAAGUCGAUUUCGGCUUUCGGUUGAAUUGGCUUUAAAUUCAAAUUCAACUUUACUCGCCCGAGUUGCAAAAAAUCAUUAAAUCGCCCGGCCCCGCUUAUUUCGGCGCGAGUUUUACAUAGUUUACACGCGCACAGUAAAAUAUCGACAGUACAGCGGACUGACCCGCGCCUGAGAUGCGCUUCUUUGGAUGACCGGACGAGGCGAGUCUACGCGCCACCGGUAGUCCGCGGGAGCCACUGCGUUAUCCGCGCGUUGUCCACAAUCGUCUUGGUAGACGGCGGGCGAACCGAUUCGCGUGCAUUGCGCGGUCGACCGCUCUGUCGGCGUAAACUGUAAUCGAAGCUGUCAUACCGUUCCGUACUGUUCGAGUUGGCACAUCAGCACGUCCGGCGAAAACGCGGCGUUCAACGCGUUCCUAUAACAUCGCGGCCCCGCAUCUAGAGGUCAGGGCGGGUUGUGAAACGUACCGGGAAUGCGUUUGAACUACUCGGACACCGUAAGUCGCCGUCGCGGCCGUUUAAUUAAAAGUCGCGCGUGGCGACCCGCGGCUGAAAUGUCGGCCGCCCGUGUCGGCUGACGCGGGAAACGGGCGGAAAAGGCCCGGCCGGAAUGUCCGGUACCUAUGCCGUCCUGCCUAACGCGCACGCGAAAGGGUAAAGUUAUUUUAAAGAGCCGAAACGUAGCCCCGGCGCGUCUCAUUAGUCGCUGUCCGGCGAGCACGCGGCGCAGCGGCUCGCGUUACGGCCGUCCGUCAACCCGUCACUGUUCGCCGCCCCUCGUCCGCCUCCGUGUUUAAUAUAACAAUGUGUAAUUCCUUUGUUUUGCCGUCCGGCGGCUACGCGCACGGUGCGUUUAUACGCAUUGUACAGGGCGGUUCUUUUAUCCUCAAACGUUCGUUAAUUCUCAAAGUGUCGAAACGUUUUGGACAACACGAGAGACGAGUGGAUUUAAAUUGCCGUGUUUUUCGCCGUCCAUAUGGCUUAUUUUCGGCGGACAAACGGCUCGCGGUUCUAAAACGGUAACCUACAUUAAAAGUUCCAUAAAUCGAUCGAGUACUAUUUUCAAUAAAUUUCCUCGUUGAAAUUUUUGAUUUCCGCCUACCCAUUUACGAGAUAUCAAGUUUAGGCAGCGGGAUAGUAGUGGAGUACUGAUCGAACUCCGCGAGCCGUGCCGCCACACAAAAUACGAUACUCCGCUAUUUUAAUUCCAUUCAAACUUAAAAUUGGAAUUUCUCGUGAAUGAGCCGACGGAAAACACCGAAAUUCAUUUAAAUUAACACUCUAUCAAUUUAAUAUUUAACUUACAACGUAGCUUACCGUUCGACACCAAAAGCCGGCAGUCGUUUCACCUCCGAAAAUAACGGCGGCGAAAAAUAAUGAGAAUGUUAUAGCAUUUUAGAAAAGCUCGUUUUUGAAACCUUAUCAAACGGAUUUCUUUUGAAAACAUGCAACACUUUGCCGUAUAAUGAGCGUUCAACGACAAGAGAAUCACACUGUAUACCGCGUGUAAUUCCGCCCCGGUUUCUGGGAGCCCCGAGAGCCCAGCGAUCCGUACGUACCCCCCGGACCGUCUUCCGCGGAAAAUAUCGUUUUUGUUAUAAUAUCGCGCACGUUCGCGGCGAUGUUUCCUGUCAAUCUCCCGGCCAGUAUGUGCUGCGAGUGUGUGCGUGUGCGUGUAUGUGUGUGUGUGUGUGUGUGUGUGUGUGGGAGGGGAUGGGCUAGCGGUGCGCAAGUGGAGACCGAGUAAAGCGAGAGCGGCCGGUGUAAUCGUGUGCGCCUUGUCCGUACGCCGGGUGGCCGGCCGUUUCACACUCACGCUCGAUAAGCCGCGUAACGGCAACGCCCGCAAUUUAUAAUAAUAAUAUUAUUAUGUAAAUAUGUAAAAUAAUAAUAAUAUUAUUAUUAUGUAAAUAUGUAUAAUAAUAUUAUCCCCGUCGCCGUGGCUCGUGGUCGUAGUCGCCGCCAACCGAAAUUAUCACACGACUGUACACCGCGCGUUUAUAAUAAAUUUGCAAUAAUUUCAAUAACGAUAUCCCGCCCGGUACGACGGAAUCGCUGUAGAAAAGAUUUUCGCGAGUUGAUAUUUGUUUUUUUUUUUUUGGUGUUUUUUUUUCGUAAACGUGGUCGACGAAAAAAAUAAUAAAGUUGAACGAAUAACGGUUUAAGCAAUGUAACAUUCGGUUUCGUGGAAAAAGGGCAUAAGUCAAUUUUUAUUAAUUUAUUUAAACGUGUAAACGCCCCGAGCGCAGUGGUAAGAGAACAAUAAUCAGCAUACAGUUAAAAUACAACGAUAAGAAGAGGUACAGACUAGACAUGGUCGAGACGGCGCAACGUCCUGUGCAGAGGUUGAUUGUGGCCAUAAGACGUGAGGUGAGUUGGAACGGAGAAGAGGGAGUGAUUUCGAGUGUAAUGUGAGGGGACGCGGAAAGAGAAAAUUUUUUGUAGUUUUCAAAUCGCAAUCGACUAUUACGGUAAUGCACUACGUACACUGAUUUUGAAAAUACUCACACUUGGGCGAUUAUUUAGACUGAAAAAAUCAUAAAACAUUAAAUUAACAACACAUCUGCUAAACCUCAAAUACUAUGGAAAAAUUAUCGUGACCGCGAUCGUAACAAAUAUCAUAUCCGCCAUAUAAAAAAAAAAAAAAUUUACCGAUUAUAAUUUGAAUUCGAUUUGAAAUACGAAGACAAAAUUAUCGAAUUUUCACCUUCCGGAUGUAACCUACCAGACGAUGUUUUUGCCUUUUCCCAUUGCCGUUAUUUACCCAGGCGCGGGUUUUCAACCAUCGAAGGUUUUAGGUUUGCACUUAAAACGUCAUUUAAUUAUUUAGAAUAGUAUCAGGUUUGGAGUUUGGACGAAAUUUCUAUUUCUUAUCGCUCGGGGAUAAGUGAGUGUAUCUCGGCGAAUACACGUUUAAAAUGUUUCAAAAAUGUAAAAUGUUAUUAUGAUAUUUUCAUUAAUUAUCGUCAGUCAACAAAAGUUGUAUAUUGUAAUAUAAAAUGCAAAUAGUUUUAUUACAACUUUAAAAAGUCGUGUACCUAUACGCAAUAAAAACCAUGACCAUGGUUAUAAGUUAUAACAAUAAUAAUUAAUAAAUAUAUUAUUUGUAUAUAGGUACAGUUAUUGAUUUCAUACAAUUUUUUUUAAACUCUGAUUUUUGGAAUACUUUAAAAAAAAAGAAACAAAAGAAAAAAUAAUAUGGAAAAAGUUUUAAUUAACAUACAAGAAUUAUUAAUUUUUUUUUUCGCUCCCCGUUUAUAACACUAGAAAACUUUUUCAUUUCACAAAUUGAACAUUUGAUUAUAUAGUUCGAAAGUACUUACCUCUUGAUUUUACCGCAAAGUUACUUCGCAAUUAUUGAUAAAAAAAUAAAAAAUAACAAUUAACAAAAAACCGAACAAAUUAAAUAUAAAAAAGCCAUGUAUUACAAACCAUGGGUUUAGGAAAGAUAAAGGACAUAAGAUAACAAAAAAAAAACAAUUCUGAGCGGAAAACUGGUAAAGAUAAAAUAUUAGUCGUGUUUUCCCUUGUCGCCAAGGCGUAACUCAGAAAUCAACAAAAAUAAAACCGAUGUCUCGUCAUUCAUCGUUAGUUUUUUUUUUAAAUUUUUAUUUUAAACUGUAGGGAAUCCAUCGUUUUUAUUUAAAAAAUAAUAACAUAAUACUACUGUACAAAAAUGUAUCAUCUUUUAAGGUACGAUUGUGAUUAAAUACAAAUUAUGUUUUUCGAGAAUCUUAAUCAAAAAUCAAAGAAAAAAAAAAGAUAAGUGGAAGGAGAACUGUUGUACAUUUUAAAAGGUAUUUCUUCAAAAAUGACUACCGAAAUUCUGCAAAUUUUGAAGUUGCUACUGCAUGAAAAAAAUCGGAAGAAUUACACUCAACAAAAAAGUUUUUUCGAGUAGAGUGAGAGUAGGAAUUUCUAAAAAUAAUGUUUAAAUAAAUCAUUAGGCGAAAAUUCCGCAUCUAUAUAUAUUAAUAUGUGUGGCAGUGAAAAAAUCGAAAUAUUCUUACAAAGAUUAAAAAAGUAAGUAAUUAAGGAAAAUGUUUUCCGUGAAAAACAACACGCAUUUGUAAAAAUGAAUAGUUUUAGAUCUAUUUGAUCCUGAAUUUAUGCCACCGUUUUCGACGGUUUUUUCUAGAGCUGUUAAUAUACAAUUUUUUUUAUUAAUCUGCUUUUAAUUAAUAGGGAUACCAUGGACAAAGAGGAAUUUUCAAUUUUUAUUUUAAGGCAUAAUUAUCAAAAAAAAAAAUAUAUAUAUAUAUAUUCAUUGUGUUAUAAAAUAAAAAUGCAAGAAAUUAAAACAGAUAUAACUAAAAACCUAUUGAUUGGUCAUGGUACAUUCGAAUUUUAAUAAAAAAGCAAAUUGAAAAAAACUUGAACAUCAACAGCUCUAGAAAAAUCCAUCGAACACAGUGGAACACUCUGUAUACAGUAGUUUAUUUUAGGAGUACGAAAACACAUUUUCGCUUUACCGUCCCUGUUUUAGAUUGACAGAGACGGCGAACGUUACAAAUUAUCACCACCUACGUACGUAUGAAAAUGUUCAAAUUCCUAUGCAGGGAACGGUUACUGCGAUUUUUAUCAAUAAUGAUAGGGCGUGUAACAUCGAUUUUCAUUCCGACAUAAUGUAACGGCCGAUUAAUACAGUAUAAUUGAGAUUCGAGGGCGACGGGAAAGAGAGGAAUGUUCGAAAAAGUUCGGCAAGGGCCGAUUUAAGUAUUGCGAUAAAAGAAAAUAGAUUUAUCGCGUAAUAAUGGCGCGGCGUUCGGGGACAUCGCGGUAAACUUUAUACGGGAAAAAUGCACGUCGAGCAUUAUACUGCUGCUGUUAUGAUUACGAGCGUAUUUCAUUAAUAGGAGGAGCGCGAGAGCGGAAAAGUUACGGAAAUAUAUUAAUAAAUCGCCUUUAAAACGCGGAGGGGGGGGGGGGGGAACNGGGGUGAACGGGGGGGAGGGGGACGGGGUAUUUGCUCGGCCGCGCACUCUAUAACGCGAUCAUCGUAUUACUGUAUAUACACGCGUAUUAUGAAACAACGGUUAAAUAACGGCGCGGCUUAUUUCCCGAAAAGUUGUCGUCGCGCGCGAGGUGGCGUGUCGUAUAUUUAUAUUUAUUAUAUACAUACGUAUUACGGCUGCGGGCGGGCGGCGGCGGCGGCGGCGGGUGUCUAGAACGGGCGGCGGCGGCGGCGACGGCGGCGGGCGAACGGGCAUACCGAGUACGAGGCGGCGGCGGCGGACGGAGAAACGGGACGUUUAUAGAUGCGGAAUGUAGGUUAACGCGCGGGCCGUCCGCAGCGCCGUCGGUUUGGCGGUGUCGGUGUCGGUGUCGUCGUCGGUCAGACGGCGGUGCGGCGGUGGUGUGCUUUGCGGAGAGCCAAUGGGGUGUGCCGCAAGCCGAUGGAACCAACCCACCGAGGGUGACGUCACCGCCACCGCAGCAGUCUCGGCGACGGCCCCGACCGCCCGCGCGGAAGCUUUCGCCGGUUUUCUUUUGCGCCUCUCUUUCGUCGUGCGCGCCAGCUGGCCCCGCACAGCCGCCGCCGCCGCUGUAUCGUAUUAUAUUAUAGCCCGUCGUCCCGUCGCUCCUCCGCGCGUCACUCUCGCCCGCUCUUCCGUGCGCGCGCGCCCGCGUCCUCGUCGCCGCUGUGCUUUACGCGCUACACUCCGCGGGCCACACGGCCACCGGUCCCGCGCCCGAACGGACGCAUUUCUCGCCGUGCACCGACACCGGUGCAUUGUUCUCCGUCGAACAUCGUCUCGCGCGGCCGUCCCGCGACUGUGCGGACGGCGGCCCGUCGUCCGCGCCGCCGACCGCGGUAACGCGGAAAAAGCGCCGCGACAAUGCGACACGGCGAUAUCCGUCGCGGCGCGAUAACAAUAUAACACUGGCCGUAGCGCGCGUUUUUCGCGUGGGGAAACUACUGCGAACCGCGAUAAUAAUAAUACAGUGCCGCGCGCGAAAAGCGUAAAAUACCGCGCGCGCGGGUUCGGUGACGUGGGGGGGGGGAGGGCGAGUGGUAGAGCGAGUGAACGAGAGCGGGAUUAAACGGCGGCGGCGGAAGCUUGUUAUGGCGUUUUAAAAUUAAAAGCCGUUUGAGUGGAUGUAAUUAGUGCAGCGCGAACGCCGGGGACGCGGGCGAUAAGAACGGCGGCGCGCGGAUGCGGCGGAGGGAUUGCACUCUGUAUAUACAUUUAGCGUGCACGCUGACGGCUUAACACAAAAGGUGCGCGCCGCUGUCAACAUAAUAAAGGGUUUUUGCGACCCUCCGUCCGCUGCGGCGGCGGCGGCGGCCCCGUCGGUUUACGCGCGCGCUUGUGUGCGCGCGUCUGUAUACGGGGUCGCUUUUAUGCGUGUUGACGCUUGUAAAAGUUAAACUGGCACCCGGGUGCCGCCGCCGCCCCCGUAAAUAUCACCUACCUCGUAUAAUAAUAAUACACGCGCGUUUCGCAAAUAGCACCGCCGUCACCUCUUUUACAGGCGCGGAGGUGCGAGCGCGCGAGUAUAUAUAAAUAUAUAUGUAUACGCACCACACUAACUCGUACGUAUAUACGCGCGUCUUAGCACCACCCUCCGACCUUUUUAAUAAUAAGUGCCUGCCAACCCUUUCCGUAACCGAUAACGUCUGACGACGGUGGCGAAAUUAAAUUAACCCUUUGGAAACACCUCAAAGGUCACGCGCGCGCGCGCGCGCCCCGGAGAAACACAUUGCAAAAGGUUUCCCAAUUAGCGCGGCGGCGCGGAUAUUAUAAUUUAUAUUGUUAUUAUAUUAUACGCGGCCGCGAAAAUCAUUAUGUACGCGAGCGUUAUAUUUUAUUACGUAUUGUCGUCAGUGGCGUACACUCAAGAGGGAGGGGGAUUGGUGACGGAUCUCCGAGAGAAGUUUAUAGCCCGGACGUUUUUUUCCCCAUUGUUUUUCGCAACGACUCGUCGCGUGCAAAAUACCAAACGUCGAAACUCGCCGCACUAUCAAAAUGAUAAAGUCCUGCGAUACAGUGUACUAUAUUAGCGAUGACAUAAGUAUUUUUUUUUUUUUUUACCCGAUAUUUUUAACCGAUAUUCAUAAAAUCUCGCCAGUAAAGGUCCACCGAUUGUUUUCGAACGGUACCGACGUAGUACCGCGGUACUAUAUUAUAGUCACGGUGCACACCGUUUGCAUAACCAUUAUUUUCACGCAGGGAUUCCGAAGUACCGUAGAUAUGUUACAUUAUGGUUUGUUUUUUUUUUUUUUGAAAUUAAAAAUAAACUUUCUCGGACACGAAUAUUAUUGUUCCGAAGAAUUAUUUUAAUAUCAUUUUAGAUUUUGAACGAAGCGACUGCCCCGUCUACUCCUAUCACUCCGAUUACUCUCAUUACCCCUUUUGACUUUUAUUUUAAAACAGUGGUACACCAAUCGCCGGGACAAAAGAAUUGUAGUGGUGUGACUAUACGCUACGUGUACCGACGCAUUGAAAAAUACAAAUACAAAUCGUACACGUCGAACGUUCGUUCGCGCAGCAGUAAUUUCGGUUUUCGUUGUUUAUACGUCCGCCUACUUGAAAUUUUAGGUACACAAUUAUUUAAUAGGCUGCGGAUAAACUGACCCACGAGAUUAUACGAGUAUCAUUUCAAAACGUUAUCGAACUGUUUACGAAAUAAUAAUAAUAAUAAUAAUAAUAAUCCCGUUCCGACGAGUAUCCGAACGAUUAUAUUAUUUAUAAUGACGAAAGCGACAAGAAACUAUAAUACUGUAGUCGUACGUGCCUAUAUAUAGGUACUUACUUUCUCAUCGCCUUAGUCAAAAGUCAAACUGUCGGAGACCAUAAUAUUAUUAUAACGAGUUUAAAAAAUAUUACAGAAAAUACGAGUACGGGUAUACGUAAUAUUAUUAUUAUUAUUAUUACACGUGACGAAAUAACGUAGGUGCAUAUAAAUAUGUAUAGGUUUUUAAGCGUUUUAUUCUUUAAACGAGUUUAGAAAAUAUUUCUGUUUUUGGACAGGAAAAUGAGAAAAAUUAGCAUUAUUUUGUACCAUUGAACCGCAUCAACCAUUUUACACAUACGAGUAUAUUCGGUCAUAUUACCUCUAAAUUAAUGCAUAGCGUGACCAGUCGUACUCACAUUAGGGGAGCAUUGUCCAGAUUUAUUGCUCUGCUUUUAUCCCACUUUCACGAAAACGUUUUUUUUUAUAUAUAUAUAUUCUUUUGUGUACGACUUUUAAGUUAUUAUCCAGUAAUUUGUAAUAAUCGUGUUAAUAAUUAAGUCAGUUGGGGCAAUACUUUUAGUAUUUAUUGUUGCGAAAUACAUAUUAUAACUACUUAGAAAUACCUAAUAAUAAGUUUACUAUUUACUUAUAUAAAUGUUAAAAUGUGAUACUUUUAAAUGAAUGCGUUUUACCGUAAAUUAUAGUAUUAUUGUAACUUUUUAUUUUACAUCAGAAAAAAAUAUCAUAUUUUAUAAGUAGGUAUAACAUUUUAAACGAUUAAAAUAAUCUGUCCACAAGUGUCCACCUUUUAAACAGAACAAUUAUCAUGUGGUCACGUUCUUAAUGGAGAUUAUAUAGUAUAAUUAUGUAAUUAUAGUUUGUUCGUUUUCAUGUUGCACUUAUGGCACAUUGGUAUUUCGAACAAGAUUGCUCUGAAUUAAAUAUGUUUUGUUAGUAUGCUUUUGGAAAAAUUGAAAGUACGUACAUGUAGGAACUAACAAGUUCUCCGUUACUAAUUAAACACUCACUUCAAAUUAAACUGUUCAAACUUGGAGACUAUAGACAUAUCCUGAAACAGGAAAUAAACUUAUUAUUUUUGUAUGCCAAAUACGACUGUUCAUUCGGAAUGUAAAGAUCAAGAGCAGCUCAUGAGUUCUUUCGUAUAAUUCCCGAAUAAUGAUACGCGAACAAUAUCCUCCUAGUGACGCCGACAUUUUCAUCCCCGUGGAGCAUUAGUUGUACUGCGUAUGUUCUGUUUUUAUAGACGAAUUUUAAACAUCGAUACGAUUUUUGAUUUGUUCUGUUCAAUAGGACUCGCCCAUUCGUGGAGCACGUCGUUUUCCAGAGCUCUACCUCCGACCGCGUACCCGCCGUACUUGGCCAACAAUUGCGGUCCACCGACGUUCCAACACUCGAACUUCGCUAAUAUUUUCCCGUACAACAGUACAGCGGCCACAGAAGCGAUUCAACAGACGAUUAAUACGAGCACCGCAGGUAUUUACAAUUCUAAUAAUUACAAUAGAAAUAUUAAAUAUUAUAGACAAUUGAUAUAUACGAAUAAUAUCAUGGUAAAAUCCUCCGGCGGCGGUUUAAAUUUCAGUAUAUACACAUAUUAUAUACAUUAAUAUAUGUAUUGUGUAUGUUGUACAGAGGAUUAUCGAAAACAAUGCGUUUUCGAUUAUCGAAUCGAGUGCAGUACUCGGCCAUCAAAAUACAAAUCCGAACGCGAAUACAAUAGAGGGUGACCACGAACCGGAGAUUUUCUCUAAUGAUUACGUUAUGAAACUAUUUUUAAUCUUUUAGCCCUAUUUGUACCCUAAAAAAGUAUACACGUUUGAUUUUCUACUAGAAACCCUCUCCCCUACUAUUUCGGUCUACACUUGUAUAGUUCGUUAAUGGUAAAUCUGAUAUUAUUGUUGUGCAUAUCAAAAUAUUCUCUAUUUAAAUCAGUAUUUAAGAUUAACAUUUUUAAAUCCAAAGUAUAUAUUCAUUUCAGAUAUGAAGGGUGAGGGUAAAAAAAUUGGAAAUAGUAUUAAAUAAAAGUUUAAAUCAUAAUUGCUGAAAAAAUGAACAGAGAUCAAAUUCACUUUAAAUCCUCUCAGAAAAUCGCAGACUAGAAGCUGUUCAGCUUUAUGUCUAUCGCAUUCGACUUUUACAUUGCUUUAAAUCAAUUUAUAAUUUAAAAUGUAAAUUAAUGGAUAAUGUUUAUGUUUAGAGGGGGGAGGGGUUCUUGAACCCAAAACACUCUCCCUUACAUUCGCUAUAGUUUCGUUAGGCACUCUCAGCAAAAUGAUUGAUUUAUGGACCACCUAGACGCUUAAAUGACAAUUUUAUCAUACCUACCGUGCCUUUAUGUAGCUCUAUAGCGAAAUUCAAUAUGUAUCCAAUUUCUCUAUGAGAAAAAAAAUCGAGGUUUUUUUUACGUCCGAUUCGUGUCAAACACGUAACGUAAUCAGACGUACAUUUCUUUCUUUUUUCUUUCUUACGGACGGAAGCGCCACGCUAGCAAAUCGUUUUAAAACGGAUCCGGAAAUCAAACCGGAAGCGUAUAUUAACGUAAUUGGAACAGACCGAUAAAAAAAGUUCCCCGAACGAAUCUUUAGCUUAACCGAACUGUGAAACAAGCAGUGUCUUGUUGUCCGUUUUUUUUUUUUUUUUUUUAGUGUGUUUCAGGGGGAAGAGGUGUGUGUUCGAUAAAAAUAAAAAUAAUAAAAAGGGUUAAAACCGCUGUGAUAUAGACAUCGAUUUCGGCUAUCACUAAAAUAUAUGAAUAGAAAAAGCUAUUACCCAUUUACCCAUUGAUAUACAUUAUUAUAGUAACGGUGAUAUAAUUCCCCUUAUAACUUAAAAUUGUUGAUCAAUUGUUAAGAAUCAAUAUUUGAUAAAAGAUUAACAUUUUUAAAAUGGAUAUAAUAUAAUAAUCUCUACCAGCAGUUAUCAAACCUUGAAAAAUGCAUAUAAAAUAUGCGAAUUCGUUCACGAAUCUAAUAUUAUAGUAUUCAUAAGAUAUAAAAUUGAAUGAAUCUAAUGUUUUCUAACUUACUCAGUUCAAGUUUAAUCGUAAACAACCUUAAACGUUAAUUUUAUUACUGAUUUUUAUCGACUUCACUAACUUCACGAAUGCCCACGUCGUGAAGACAAACACACGAAUUCAAGCGAAUGUCAACACGUAAUUAAUCACGUGUCACGUGUACUACGUGAAUAUUCGACAUAAACAUCAGUGUAACCGUGACACGGAUAUUACGGGUACAAUAAACCAUCGUUCAAUUGACACCUCUAAUUUAUAAUACCAUUUCAGAUUACGCCGGUAUAAUUGCAAAUAUUUUUUUUUUUUUUUUAUCAUUUUUCAGACGGCAACAACAACGGCGGUGCGAAUGGUACCACCAGGACGUGCACGACGGAACCGCUGGGCCCGAUAAGCGUGAACGUAAACGCGGAGGGCACGUCAACCAGGGGUCACAGACCUGGAAUCAGAGGCCACAGGGGUCUGUUGACCACGGUGGCCGCCGGGAGCGGACACAAGCGCCAUCGUGAUCACCACGGCCACCACCACCACCACCACCACCACAAGCGACACCACCGGGAAAGCAGGCAUCACGCGGAAAAGAGUCUCGCCGUGGCCGUCGACGGUUCAUCACCUUCGGUGAAUGCGGCAGUGCCGAUCACGAACAACAACGACAACAACAACAACGACGGUGGCGGCUUGACGGAAGACAAGAAGCGCGGGCCGCCGCCGGACGAUCGAGACGGACGCAAACGAGUGGUGACCGAGGCGAUGCUGCGGCCAUCGUCGCCACCCGCGAAGCCACUGGCACAGUUGCCGCCUGCACUGCGCACGGCGUCACCGCGGUCGCAACACGCGAUAGCCGGUGGGCCGCCGGUCACGCAACCCAUCCCGCUGGUGGCACCGUCGCUGAUCAACUUGUUUCUGAACGCGCCCCUGUUGCCACCUCACACGCAAUGGCUGUACUCUCAGCUGUACCCGAGCACGUAUCUCAGUCACAUACGCAACACGAUGAUAUUCGACAACGAGUCGACUGCUGCCGCGGUAGCCGCUGCGGCGGCUCAAAAGAACACAGAACUGUGCGCGAGCGGCGGCGGCGGCGGCGGCGGCAGUGACGAAAACGAGGAAACGUCGGCCGCCGAGAACGGGUCGGCGAAAAAAUCACCGACCCCGGCCGACAACGAUGCCGAGACGACGUCGCCCGCCGUGUCGCCUAAGACCAAUGCCAAACAGACGGACGUCUGGAGGCCCUAUUAAGACGUUCGGCCCUGUGACGACUACCGUAUUACGAUUACAAUUUUAUAACGUCAUACUAAUAAAUUAUGUGUGUGUGUGUGUGUGUGUGUGUGUGUGGAUUUUAUUUUUCGUUAGCUCUAUUGUGAUAUUGGACAAGCGAAAUUGUAACCAUGACGCGUUGGUUGUUGGUAACAGCAAUAUCGAUAUUAUAACCAUAAUAUUAUUACGCGUGUAAAUAAAAUUAGGGGCGUUGAAAAAAAAAAAAAAAUUGAUUUACAUAUAUAUGCAUAUUAUUAUAUACAUUGGAUGGAUAGGACGGAUUCCCGCCGAGAGCCGAGCCCCCGUGCCCUAUUUGUGUCCGCGCGUGAGUCUCGCAAAGACCCGCAAUAAUAUCCCGCGGAUCGUCGAGAAUAUUGUUUAUUUUUAUUGUAAAAAAAAAAAAAAAAAACGCGAAUAAGACGAUAAUGAAUUAUACGAUGAUACGUAAAUGUCCGUCACCCCGAACCCGCCUAUCGUCGGUGUAUAAAAAGUAUCGGUCUCACUAUACCCACCCCCUCCGCCUCCUACACCACUACAUCGCCCGAAUGCGGUUUUCGCGACCGCGUCAUAAAUUGUACCUACGUUUUGAUUUUAAAAAUAGUUAAUACAUUAUUAUGAAUAUUACAAUAAUUAUUACGAUACAUUAUUAUUAUUAUUAUUAUUAUGUGAAUAAAGUAAACAAUUAUUUGGUU
Messenger RNA from Cinara cedri, 27023 nucleotides. The record is from the annotation of a GenBank genome assembly. NCBI's taxonomy places the organism in Eukaryota, Metazoa, Arthropoda, Insecta, Hemiptera, Aphididae.